AUGAACCUCUUCUCAUCGGCGGCGGCCACAGACGUCGCAGCGCCGCCCCGCCGCCCCUCGCGCAGCAAUUCCCUCUCGUCGUCGUCGACGGUCACUAUCAAGCGGUCUGCCUCGUUCAAGGACCCUAUCCUGGAUCCGUCCACACCCCACACCUCGUCCACACCGCCUGGAGCCAGACGCCGCAGUAGCGCUGCCGCCGGCGCUGGCGACGCCCUGGGAGUCUUCAGGGACGGCGUUGCCAAUCUCAAUCGCUGGUCGCAGAGCAGCGAGAGCACCGUGGCCUCGCCCACCUUCAGGGACAAGUCCACCGGACACCCGCACCCCCAGGCCAGCCUCUCGCGCCAUCUCCAGUCGCAGUCGCUAUCCCUUCCCUUCGUCAAUGGCGCCCCUGCCCACCCGCACUCACCCACUCGCCCCGACGCCUCACCCACACGCAAUACCACCCGCUCGCCGGCCUCGAGCCCCGCCGCACCCAGCGACCGCGCUCGCCCUCUACAAUCCCCGCCCUCGGCCACGGGCCCUCCGCAGAUCCCCUCGCUGCCUGCCCUCCUCCCCGCCACCGUCUACGACCCCAACAGCCCACACACGGGCUCCUCGAGCGACCCUCCCUCCACCGCCGGGCUCGUCACACCUACUACAUACACCCAAACUUCCACCGACUACUUCAAUUCGAAACCCCGACCGGCUCCGGGACAACGACCACCUUCACGGACCAAGGCGGACAGGAUACUCGGGAGGUCGCCGCUAGGGUCCCCGCCCGUCAGUGUUCUUGAAUCUGAAGCCAGAUACAGGGCGAAUUCGGGCGCUUCCCGGCCGUUGACAGCAGCCCGUCCCUCGACCGGCACCGCAAGAGACCCCCCACCGAAACCAGGGCAGAGCGCUAUACACGAAAGAUCAUUCUCGAAAGAGCAGGAAUACAGAGAUCGGAGUGCAAGUAACGCAAGCAGCCGCCUAGACGACAGCGUCCAAGGUACCCCUCCGCGCACCCGGGAGCGGAGGGAGAAGGAUAAGAAGACCAUGCUUUCACGCGCACUGCAGAAGGCGAACACUGCAGUCUUGCUGGACAAUGCGCAAAACUUCGAGGGCGCCAUGGAGGCGUAUGGAGACGCGUGCAAGCUGCUGCAACAGGUCAUGAUACGGAGUUCAGGUGAAGAGGACAAACGGAAGCUCGACGCAAUCCGUGUGACUUAUACCAACCGUAUUGAAGAGCUGCGACGACUGGACCCUGGCUACCACUCCUCGAGUGGGAAAUCAUUGCCUGCGCGCCCUAUGAGUAACGAAUCACUGGAAGAAGGACGAUCUAUGCUGCUAGGGGACGACGACGAAGAACCCGUCAUCGAAACCGCAAAGAUCAGCAGAAUCAUCGACGAUCAGCCAAUUGACGACGAUGACGGACGUGCAAGAUCUGAUUCAAGAUCACGGCAUCCGCAACAGCUACUUCUGAGGAUGGCACAGCCAGGUGGGCAGCGAGAAUCGGUCAUAUCGACAGCAAUUCGCGACGUCCAGACAGGCAUGACGAGCUCGAACCAGUUCCAUCUGCAGCCCCCACCUGGUCGACUUGCAAGCAAUUCUGCAGCGUCAGAAGCAUCCGGACUAGAAUCACCAAUGGACCGAAGUUAUAUGCCCCCACCACUGUCUCCACGCAGGCCAAUAUCGCCACUGCCUUCUUCGAAGAGAGAUCCUGACUCGAGCACGCGAGAUACUCUGGAAGAACCUACUCGGGCGGGCCAUCAAAGGGUCAACAGUACCGAAUCUAUCUCAUGGCUCGACACAAUUGACGAAUCUGGCGGUUCUUCCUGUUCGUCAUCCGUGCAUUCGCUUUCCCCAGGUGGGCUGCGCCGGAAGCAUAUUCGAAAUGGCAGCGGCGCAACAGAAGCAGAAUUCGAUGCUGCCCUAGACGCAGCCGUAGAGGCUGCAUAUGAUGAAGGCUACGAACCUUACGAAGAUGGGAUACCGGACUCGGCUGAGAUGAGGACAAACAGAUUGAGGAACGUGGAACUCGCAAAAGAGCGAGUGCGGGAAGCAGAAAGAGAAGAAGCUAUUGCGGCCGCAAAGUAUCGCUACAAGGAGACGCAACUGCGAAGCGAACCAUUGCCACACGUCAGAGAGAGCAGGGAACUCAAUUUCCAUGACGAAGCUGAAGAGGAGGAACGAUUGCUGGACGAGAUCACGAGGGAGUACAUGCUGGACGGAUUUGAUUUCGAUCUGCAAACGAAGUCGUCAUUGCCGCGGCAAUCAGAUUCCAGUGGCUUCUCGGGUAGCACGUACAACAGUUCGGUUUCGUCACACAGAACAACGGGUGGAACAUCACUAUCGACCGUUGCGGAAAUCAUGCAGCCAACGAAGCCCAAAGCGCCCAUAAGUUCCCCGCCACCGGUUUCUACAUCAUCUGGUACCCUGGCGUCAGUAUCAGAAUCUCGAACGUCGGAAGCGAACGACGCGUCUGAAACAACACCGAAGGCUCAAGUCGUCGCCAAAGAAGCUGCGUCGGUACGCAGUCGGAGGUUGUCUGGGCAAAACCUCAAGUCACUGAAGAUAGAAACUUCAUUACCACCGGUUCCUCCUGCGCCACACACGGAUAAGGCGUCGCAUGUUGAGAGAGAAGCACGACCUGAAAUUCCGCCACUACCUAAGUCUGCAGCUGCUGCAACGUUCAGCAGCACGCAGCCUUUGAUCGAUGCAACUUUCAAGAUUCCCGCAAUCCCGCAAUCGCAUUCCCAAAGCGGCCUCAGCGCUCCCUCACCACAGGCACUUGCUCCCAGUCCAGCAGAUACUGCUUUCACCGUGUCCCCAGCAACACCAGCUCUUAACAAUACUAUAUCGAAUGACGCUAUUCCCGCUCCUGCCUCUCCGAAGACUGGCAAGGGUUCCUCGAUGGGCAUCAGGAAGAACAAAUCAUCUCUUAGCUUGAAGCAGCGAAACCUCUCGGUAUCGAGUCCGGAUGGCUCAGACGGUUCGGUCGCCACUCCCAUGAGUGCUACAUUCAACUUUGGUGGUCGAAAGCCAAGCAUUGCGCCAAUACCCACGCCUACACCGAGUGUACCCACGUUCAAUGUCGAUGGGCUGCCUAGCGGAGGCAUGCAUUUGUUCGAAAGCGAUAUUCACUCCCCCUACUCACCUGGUUCGCCUAGUGCUGCCGUAGCGAAUGCGCCCAUACCAUUGGAGCCCUGCCCGGAGUCGUAUCUUCUCCGACCUUUCUGGCUCAUGCGAUGCUUCUACCAGACCAUCGUGCACCCGCGUGGCGGAUACUUGUCGACUAAGCUCUUCAUUCCUCGCGAUGUAUGGAGGGUCAAGGGUGUCAAACUCAAGAACGUAGACGACAAGAUUGCCAAUUGCGAUCUGCUUACCGCCGCGCUGCAGAGACUAUCAACUGUCGACACGCUCGAUGCAGACGCCGUUCUUGAAGAGAUGCAAGCAUUCGAGGUGGUCCUGGAUCAAGUACAAACGCAACUAUCAAAGAAGCUCGGCAACGAAGUAGGCAUACAAGGCGUGUCGGUACUUUUCAAGGAUGCAUAUACGGUAGGGGUAGGAUCGGCUGCCGACGGUAACUCCGAGAAGGGUUCUCAUGGAUCGCAAGACCAUGGACCGAAGAGUGGUCUGUCGCAGAGCAAGUCGUAUCUUACGUCAUGGCGUAAGCUACGAUCGAAGAACUCUGCAGUAGGUUUGAGCAGCAUGGCAGGAGCAAAGAGUGCGGCAACAGAGGUCUCGAAGGACUCGUUGACCAUGGCCACGCUCCCGAUGACGAACCUGCCAAAUAUCAGGUUCGCGAAACGCGAUAUUGGGAAUGUAGCGUUUGAGGGCCCGAACGCGGGAUACAUGGGCAGCUUGGCGAAGCUGUUCGAUUCAGUACAAAUAUUGGAUCAAAUCGCUCGCCAAGUCGAAGACCCAGGCCUGAAGCACUCGUCACCCACACACGUCGGCCUCGAACUCUGCGCCCGCCACGCGGCCGAGUUUUUUGGCUUCUACAUCUGCCGCUUCGUGCUCGCAGAUGUAACCCUCAUGCUGGACAAGUUCAUCAAGAGGGGAAGCGAGUGGGUGCUGGUAUGA
Didymosphaeria variabile is the source of this 4047-nucleotide messenger RNA. RefSeq lists its product as uncharacterized. NCBI's taxonomy places the organism in Eukaryota, Fungi, Ascomycota, Dothideomycetes, Pleosporales, Didymosphaeriaceae. The record is from RefSeq and is a predicted model, not a curated record. Bases 1 to 4047 code for a protein of 1348 amino acids. The transcript is spliced from 3 exons.